Drosophila rhopaloa is the source of this 702-nucleotide messenger RNA. Its product is annotated as collagen alpha-1(XIII) chain. The transcript has a single exon. The coding region runs from base 25 to 702 and encodes 225 amino acids. The record is from RefSeq and is a predicted model, not a curated record. Lineage: Eukaryota; Metazoa; Arthropoda; Insecta; Diptera; Drosophilidae.
AUCUGAUUUUGGUUAGUUUACAGCAUGUCGUCGCCUUUGAAGGUUCGCUUAGCGAACUUGUUUAUUUCGGUAGUGCUACUACUGCCAAUUCUUGGUGGUGUUAGAGCCACGGAUGAUCCUUCAGUUCCUCGGCUUCUUACCCUUCAAGCUGGAAGUCCUGCUCCUGCUCCUCCGCCACAGCAAGUGAUUAUAGAGGAGGACUACGAUCAUCAUCAUCAUCAUCCGACGCCUUAUUCGCCAAGCUAUCCCCCAAGCUAUCCAUAUCCGCAGCCUCAGCCGCAGCACUGCCAUUGCCCACCGGGUCCUCCAGGACCUCCUGGUCCACCAGGACAGCCGGGACAGAAGGGUUAUCCCGGUACAAAAGGAUCCAAGGGUGAACCCGGAGAAAAGGGAGCCAAGGGAGAAAAGGGCUAUCCCGGUAUGCCUGGAUUACCUGGACCCCAGGGUCCACCUGGAUAUCCCGGAGGAUCGUAUCCACCCUAUCCCUAUCCACCUCCUCCUCCUCCACCAGGAUACGGACAUGGACCAGCAGGUCCACCUUCUAGGUAUUACAAUCAGUACUACAAUGAGGAGGACAAUUAUGGCGAUGAACGGGCUUUUAGUCUUUUUCAAGAGGAUCAGACUGACAAUCAACCGCUCAUCUUGGCCUUUAGUCAUUAUAGGAAUCCAUUUACCACAAAAGCCAAUAAAAGACGAAAUUAA